AGAGCAAAGCAGACAGCUCAGGGCCGCUGCCCUGCACCCCUUGGCUAACAAGCUCAUCGUGCAGUGAACAUCCCAAAAAAUGAAGCAUAGGAAGGAGUGGCUUCUUAAUUCCGGCAGUAAGAGCCUAUUUGUGAAUGAUUUCCUCCUGGGGGUGGGGGGAGAUGGAAAUGAGCAUAAAGGAAGUUGUCAGCAGCACCGCACGCUGGCCUAUCACAGCACAGCUCCAUCUUAGCUGUGCCAUAGGCUGCAUUAAAACAGGGAACGGCACGGCGCUCACUCAGCAUCCUUACAGACAAGAGCCCUCCAAUCUGUGACAGGGAAUACGCUAAGACAACUCUUCAGGAAUGGCAACCCUCAAUGCCACUCACUGGAACGAGACAACAUCCAUUUACCAGUACCUGGGCUUUCAAGUGCAAAAAAUCUACCCUUUUCAUGAUAACUGGAACACUGCCUGCUUUGUUAUUCUGAUCAUAUUCAUCUUCACUGUAGUUUCUCUGGUGGUGCUGGCUUUCCUCUAUGAAAUGCUAGACUGCUGCUGCUGUGUGAAAAAUAAAACUGUGAAAGACUUGGAGAACGAACCCAACCUUGUCAGAGCAAUGCUGAACAGCUUCAGAAAGCGUGACACGGAGGUGGUGUAGGAAAGGCUGAUCAUCAGCAUGCGGAGAUCAUUUGAUCUUGAACAAAACCACUUGUACCUUACGGAUGAACGAGUUACAUGCUUUUUUUUUUUUUUUUUCCUUUUUUUCCUUUUUUUCUUCUUUUGGACUUAGAACGGUAACUGCUACUAUUACAUCUCCAGAUGUGAACUUCAACAGUUAGCAAAGGCUUUCUGAGCACUUAGCUGAAGGAUGAUCUGUUGCAUUGUAAUGGGGAAAGAAAAGUUCUUCAUUUUUAAAUGAAUUUUUGUUGUUCAUACUGAGUCACAAGAGUAGAUCCUUGACUACCUGAACAAACAGUGUUGAUUAACAUGCAUAAAAUUAUGUUGUUUAGCAGGAGAAAACACUUAGAAAAAUGCUCAACAAUCGAAUCCUAUGCAGCACAAUGAUAGAGCACUGUCCUCCCACUGGGGUGAAUCACACAGAGACAAGACAGACAUAAGGGAUUAGAGAAAAAUAGAUGCAAGACAGAAGGAUUCAAAGGCAAGAGAUGCUACGAGACAGCAGAGCCUCGCGUGAAUUUUUGCCUUCAGCAGUUGUUCUUACUAUGGGUUCAGCACUUUAAGAAAAUAUGGUAGUGGGAGCCAGAAUGAAAUUCAUCCUUAAAAUAGCCUUUUCUGACCUCCUGCAGUAUAGUUUGACCCCUUCUCCCUCCUUUCUCCCAUUUCAGAGAACCACACUCCUUUUACUCCAUCUUCAACCUGUUUAAUGACUUCUGAGCAUUGAGACAUGACUACUGCACUACCUUAAGACUAUCUGGCUGCAUCUACAAAAGCACACUGAAGUUGGAUCACAGCCUAGAAGAAGCAGGGUCAUCUUUCUGUCCCAAGACUGCUGCCUCUGUGCCAACUAUGACACUACAUGGAAUAAGACAUAUUGAUUAUCUUAUUCCUAUCUCGUUUUCUCAAAGCUGAACUACAGCUGACAGAGUUGUUGCCAUAACACAGGCUGACAGACUGCAAUCUUUCCAGAGCAGUGCCAGUAAUUGUUCCCAGCCAGCACGCAGUUCUCAGGUAUAGGUAUGUUUCACAAAGGAGGCCACAUCAUGAUAAGCCCAGCACAAGAGACAGGGGGAUGGAUGCACAGCAAGACGCGACUUUGUUUUGCACAACUGAACUUCAGCUGACUUCAUCAGCCUGCAGAUACAUUCCAGAGUUUACCCUCUCAGCUCUCUCAGAAUCUGACCACGUAGAACUUGAUCAGCUUUCACCUCUAACUUAACACAUCAUUCCUCUGAAAACCUACAGAUGCAACACAAUACAAACAGCAAAGUUUUGUUUUUAAAAAUUACAACUGUAAUAGCAACAAUCAACAGUGCAGCCUUCAGUACAGCCUGUGAAGUCUCUGUCUUGCUGCUGGACACAGAGAGAAGCACGCCAGAAGGAAACAUCCCAACCAAACUAAAGCUACAUAUGGGACAAGAUACUUAAUUACAUAAACAAAUGAUACCCUUGACAUUAGAGAAACAAAAUCUACUGAAAAAAUGAGUAAGCUACUGAUCCUGCUGCCUUAUCCCCAUCAGAAAUACCUCAGUGCCAUGACCACUACCCUCAAUCUUUUUUCUUUUCUUCUUUUCCUUUUUUUUUUUCCUUUUUUUUUUUUUAAAUACAUGAACUCCCACUCUCAGGGUUACUAUGCCUACGCUCCAAAAGAUUUAGACACACACAUACACCAGAUGGCUCACCAAUUCAAUUCAUGUUCUUCUUGGUCAGCAAGAUGGAAUAAGACCCAGGCCACUACUACCCAAAAGAUUCCAAUGGUUCAUCCAGAAAAGCCAUCUCCUUCCUGACACAUUCACCACUGCAAACAUUCAUCUUCUACAGAGUUACUACCGUCACACCUUGCCAGUACCACCCCACAUGCAGCAAAUGCUCUUAACUGAAACUGAACUAUAAGCACAACCGAUGGAAGCUAAUGUCCCAAGUACAAGGCAAGUGAGGACACACAACAAGACACAAAGAAGAUGACGAUGUCAGUGCUGCUUUCUGGACUGGGGAGACAUCUCAUUAUUUUCUACCAUAUUUCAGUCAGUCCUGAAGAACUGGCAUCCUGCACAGGAGGAGGCAGCAUGUGGGAAGGAAUACAAGCUUCUGGGACACUGGAUUUGCGUUCUCAUGCCUUCCUGAGAAGCCCAUGCAACAGAAAGUCUUGGGACUGUCUCCAGCUACUCAUUUACUGGGUCUGCAUAGGAGGCAGCAAACAAGGAACCAAGAAGAAAGACUUCCCCUUGCACAGCUCCAGAGCCUUGGGAGAACUCUUUCCCUCACAUAAAGGAAAGCUGUGAAAAAGCUCCCAGAGAUUUCAGCUCUUGCUGACCAAGACCACCAAGACAAAGAUUUCAAGAUAAAGAUUUCCUAUUGAUCAAUAAAUAGAAAUCAAAAGAUAUGA
Molecule: messenger RNA, 3044 nt
Organism: Coturnix japonica (Japanese quail)
Lineage: Eukaryota; Metazoa; Chordata; Aves; Galliformes; Phasianidae
Gene: SMIM18
Product: small integral membrane protein 18
Source: RefSeq, a predicted model, not a curated record